AUGGUCACCUCGCCCCAAGGGGAUAACCACCUCACCACGGUCUCGUCGGCGAUGCCUCCCGAGUUGCUGUCAGCGAUGAAGAAAAUGUUGGACCCGCAGUACGUGAAAAAGCUGUUUGACAGCAUAGAUGACAUGGGGUUUGAGGUGAGCAUAGACAAGUUGACAGCGACCAAGCCAGACUGGAAAGAGGAUGAGGAGGCGGCAUUUCCACAGCAAGUACGGAAUUCCGAUGCAUCAGUGCCAGGUGCCAAUAACCGGAGCAGAGACGAGGAGUUUUCUGAUGGAUUCAGUGCAUCCAAAAAUUCGAAAAAGAGAGCCUUGGAGAGAACGUUUUCCCCUCAGCCAAAGAAGUUCUGCUCCUCAGAAUUCUUCCGCGGGCAGGAGGUCUUGCACAGUACAAAUUCAAUCCCGGAGCAAAACCAGAGCUUUUGCCAGUCGGACUUCAGUCAUUCCAGGGGCCACAACUCCUCACUGCUCGCCUCUCCUCCCCAGAACAUGGCCUGUGACAUGAGUCCAGCGCGCGCCAAACAAGGGCCGGCCAACACCUUGCGUUCUUAUUAUGAUUCUGUCCUGCCCCAGCCCCCUCGCUCAUCAGAAGGCGGCGGCCCAGCACGCGGCCUCCUUCACCCGGAGCUCAGGAAAGGGUUCCACCACGACCACACUGCUCAAAACACGUCAACGAAUCAGGGUAAAGAGUGCCAUGGCGGAGGUGGGGUUCCAAGCAUGUGUGAGAACCCGGCGGCUGACGCUGUCUUCUCGAACCAGGGCUUUCAGAACAACCCGAGGCGUGUCGAAACCCCUUGCUCUUAUCGUCAGUCUGAGGCCAACAGUUCCCCCAUGUAUCCGUCGAUAGCUGCUCAGAAUCACCAUUUCCCUCAGAACUCCCCAUCGCUCCUCCAUUCACCGCAAGCAAGAACGUUUCCUCAAGGAGAACAAGCUGUUGUUCCUUCCUUCCCACACUCGAAUCAGACAGACCAAAAUUUCCACUUUUCGUCUCGAAUGGAUGUCCUGAUCAGCACCCAGAGGCAGCAACAACAGUACAUGCAACAGUCAGAGCGACAGCAGUUACAAAUGAAACAACAGUCUCUAAAACAGCAAGAUGCAGCGCAAAAUAAUCAAGAUCAGCAUCGACAGCAUUCCCAACAAAAUCAGCAAACUCAACAGUUGAAUUACCAGGUGCAUAUCAACUGUCAGCAGUCAUUGCAGAAUUACCAACCAAGUAGAUCGUACCAACAGGCAAGACAACAGCAAGAGCAACAACAGAAAACAGGACAACAUUUUCAAUCUGGAGCAAUAUACCAACAAUCUAUACAAACCAAGCACUCAGUACAAUCCCAACAAUCAGAAUUGCAUCUCAAGCAAUUAAAUCUGCGUCAGCAGUCGGAAAUGCACCAUCAACAAGACAUGCAUCAUCAGCAUUUAAGACAGCAUAACCAAGUGGAACUGCAGCAUCAGCAGUCUAGGCAUCAACAAUCUGAACAGCAAUACCAACAGACGAGACAACACCAACCAGACACGCACCACCAACAGAGAAGACAACACCAGCAUCAUUUACACCAGCAACAGCCAGGCCAGAAUCAGUGCAUGAGCCACCAGGCGCAUGAUCGUCCCCAUACACAACUAAACGCGAACGUACGUGGACCGCCGUUUCCUUCAGGGCAGAUCCAGCAAAAUCCUUCUCUUCAACAUUGGCAGUCCAGUCCUCCGUUCUGUCAGAGUAACUAUCGCCUUUCCAAGUAA
Messenger RNA from Penaeus vannamei (Pacific white shrimp), 1740 nucleotides. The record is from RefSeq and is a predicted model, not a curated record. NCBI's taxonomy places the organism in Eukaryota, Metazoa, Arthropoda, Malacostraca, Decapoda, Penaeidae.